AUGGCGUGUACGAUGUCUUCGUCGUUUGCUGCUGGAUACCUCUGCACAAUCAUGAAGAACAUCAAUCUUAUCAUGAGGCGGUCGGAUAUUGUCUACAUUUUAGAGACAUUCAAUUGGGAGAGGAAUAUUUCAUGUCCACCCGAAAUCGUUGAGAACGGUUGGUCAAUUGAUUCUCUACCGAUAAGUGACACACCUUUGAGGAAAAUAACGAGAGGUCAUAAUUUCUGGAUCGUUCUCACACUUGACUUCAUCACGUGGUCCGCAUUCACUUACACCAUUCUAGCACAUGACAGUCUCUUCUUGAGCCUGAUGAUCCAGACUUCGGCACAAUUGAAUAUUCUCAACUAUCGGCUGAAAAAUUGCGCCAAUGAUUAUGCGGUGAGUAAUGGAGAGGAUAGACCAGAGGCAGCUGAUGUAAUCCAGUUCGACUGUCUCGAAAUGAAUAUCAAGACUGAGAGUCUUGAUCCUAAUGAAGAACUGAUCAAGUGCAUCCGACAUUAUCAACAAAUAUUUCAAAUUGUCAAAACAUUGCAAAGUGUUUUUGGUAGCAUUCUCCUACCCCAAUUGAUUUCCAGCCUGACAAUGAUGUCUUUGAUCGGAUUCCACGUAUUCGUGGCAAAAACAAUAGAUUUGAGUAAGCCACCGAAAGCAAUUUUUAUCACCGUUUUCUUCGAGAGCCUCCUGUGCCAAUUAUUCGCCUUCUGUUGGAGUGGAGAUUGCAUUAUCGAGGAGAGUGAUAAAACCAGCAUAGCACUGUAUGAGUCAUGUUGGUAUCGAGGGAAUCGUUCCUUUCGAACGAAUGUCAAAGUGUUCUCUUCACUCGUGGAAAAUCCCAUGGUGGUCAGCGCUGUUGGUCUUUUUGAUCUUUCUGUUAUCACGUACAAGAACAUAAUAAUCAAGUCAUACUCCGCAAUGACCGUCUUGAAGAAAGCUUACAAGUAAAAGGAAAUUUUAUGUACUGAAUAUAUCGUGUGCAAUCAAUGUUGGAUGGUGGUGUAAUGCGCAAAGUUUAUGUUGCCACGUUGAAAAUGACUCACAUAGCGCAAUCGUGGUAGGAAGAUAUCAGCACAGAUGCAUCCACGACCGCGUGAUGAAUCGCAUAAUGACAUACACCGUGAACGCAUGGAUGCAUAAUUUUUUUACUAUAACUACAGAGAUUUGCAGAGGAAAAAUGAAUAUAUAUAUACAUGAAUAAUGAAUAUAUGCCCGUGGAGCA
Diachasma alloeum is the source of this 1216-nucleotide messenger RNA. RefSeq lists its product as uncharacterized. Gene Ontology annotation, biological process: sensory perception of smell; detection of chemical stimulus involved in sensory perception of smell. Bases 1 to 942 code for a protein of 313 amino acids. Lineage: Eukaryota; Metazoa; Arthropoda; Insecta; Hymenoptera; Braconidae. The record is from RefSeq and is a predicted model, not a curated record. Gene Ontology annotation, molecular function: olfactory receptor activity; odorant binding. The transcript has 7 exons. Gene Ontology annotation, cellular component: plasma membrane.